AUGUCCCCGACCUCUAGUGAAGGAGCGGCCGGGGCUCUUGCCCGACGCAACCGUCAAUUGGCCACGAUGCUAGACACGACUGUCACGGAGCUCAAGAAAUUGGCGGCGCAGACAGCGCAGGCGGAGUCGCUUGCCGACGAGACAGCCAGGAUAGCGCACAGGAACGCCAUCGAGACGGCGGCGGCACGUGUGUAAUUUGUGCAGGUCUAUCUGAAGGACGGCCACCCUGCUGCUUCCUAACGAAGAGCCGAGUCGGCUGCCAAGCGUUUCGACGAUGACAACGCCAGCGGUCGGCAGGGGGAGACCCCCGGCAACGGUGGCACUUGACACAACGCAUGUGGUGGCCAGCACCGCGGCGGUCCACGACACGGUCAGAGACGACUUGGGGUUGCCGAAAGAUUCGCAGCGCGGGAGCCUGCUGAACACCCCGGUCGUGAUUGGCUCUCCUGACCCGAACUCUCUGCUUGAAAAGCCGGAGCCUCAGGAC
Molecule: messenger RNA, 487 nt
Organism: Gaeumannomyces tritici R3-111a-1
Lineage: Eukaryota; Fungi; Ascomycota; Sordariomycetes; Magnaporthales; Magnaporthaceae
Exons: 1
Coding region: 1-195 (64 amino acids)
Source: RefSeq, a predicted model, not a curated record